This is a messenger RNA of Anolis sagrei ordinatus, 1666 nucleotides long. It is a transcript of the gene MRPL38, whose product is annotated as mitochondrial ribosomal protein L38. Lineage: Eukaryota; Metazoa; Chordata; Lepidosauria; Squamata; Anolidae. Gene Ontology annotation, cellular component: mitochondrial large ribosomal subunit. The record is from RefSeq and is a predicted model, not a curated record.
UUGCCUGGGGUCCUUUCGAGCGGAGGGCCUCGGAAGCCGGCAAGAUGGCGGCGCCCGCGCUGAGGGCGUUCUUGCGCCGAGGGCGAGUGGGCCGAGGUUUCAGCACCAGCGUUGUUCUCCACAAGCUGGGGGUGCCGCUGGGACCAAUGCCUAAUGAAGAUAUUGACGUGAGUAAUUUGGACGCACUAGAAAAGUACCGGACCUUCACUCGUUAUUUCAAGGUGGCAGAAAAAGAAAGUCAAAAGCCUCAUUGGUGGCCAACCUACAAGAAACGCAGUACUCCACCGCAAGAUGAAGAGGCAAAGAUAAAUAUUGGCCUACCUUAUCCUCUGACAUCAUGGAAAAAUAAGCUUAAAGAGAGAAGAGCAAUAAGGGCACAAAACCUUAACAAUGUUGAACUGGAAAGAGCAUCCCGCCUUCGGAAAUUGUUGAUUCCACUUGAUGAUGUCAAAGCCGAAUGGGAGAGAACCAGUGGCCCUUAUCACAGACAGAGAAUAGCAGAACACUAUGGACUGUAUCGGGAUUUGUUUGAUGAUGCCACGUUUGUUCCCCGAGUUCUUUUAAGAGUGGAAUAUGACCAAGAUGAGGAAUAUGUUAUGCCAGUUUAUCACGGGAAUAUAAUUACACCCACAGAGGCUUAUAAUCCUCCCAAAAUUUCAUUUGAAGCUGAGGAAGGAUCUCUAUGGACCCUGUUGCUUACUAAUCUAGAUGGCCACUUGCGUGAUAGCAGUAUGGAGUAUGUUCACUGGUUGAUUGCAAACAUUCCUGGAAAUAACAUAGAGGCAGGUGAGGAGAUCUGCCAUUACUUUCCUGCAUUCCCUGCCAGAGGAACUGGAUACCAUCGGUAUGUCUUCCUCCUGUUCAAGCAGCUCCAGGCAGUUGAUUUCACUGAAGAUGUACGGCCAAAACCAUGUCACAGCCUGAAGAUGAGAACCUUCAAAACAUUUGACUUCUACAAGAAGCAUCAAAACAAUAUCACACCAGCAGGACUUUCAUUUUUCCAAUGUCACUGGGAUGAAUCUGUUACACGGGUCUUUCAUCACUUACUCAACAUGAAGGAACCAGUGUUUGACUUUGUGCGACCCCCCAAAUAUCAUCCCACACAGAAGAAGUUUCCACAUCGUCAGCCUCUGAGAUAUUUGGACAGGUACAGGGACAGUGAUGAGCCGACCUAUGGGAUUUACUGAGGUGUUCGGCGCUCUACUUUAAGAGAGGCACCCAGACAGAAGAUGCAAGAAGAAGCUCUGCCGGAGAUCAGUUCACGCCUGUGAUCAGGGAAUUGAAGUGCCAGACUCACUGUCAGACUGAGUUCAAAUCAGCAGUCAUUCUGGUUCAGCUUUUAAAAGGAAGAUACAACUGAGUUCUAACUUGUGUCUGUCUCAGAAGAUUUGUCAGAGAUGUCACUAAUAUAGCCAGUGAAGAAGCAGUCCAGCUGUACCAACAUGUCUAUGACAUUUAAGAAAUUGAGCUUCUGACUCAUUGUCAGAAGCAAUUUUUUUCUAAGCACAGUUAUGUUAAUGACCUGUUAAACCAUAUCUGCAAAGUGAAGUCAUCUAAUUGGAUCAGAUGAUACACAAAAUAUUUCAGAUUUAUUUGCUUAACACUGAAAUUCUGGGCUGUGCAUCCAUAAUUUUAAAGGUGUGAAUAAACAUGACUUUAAACACCA